AUGCCUCGUCGGAAGUCUCUAUUGAUCGGCAUCAACUACACUGGGAGUGACAAUGAGUUGAAUGGAUGCCACCAAGAUGUCGACAAUGUUGCAAAAUUCAUCAAGUAUCGAGGUUAUCAGGACACUCCACAAGACCGAGUUGUUCUCCGUGACGACUUGGCCGAAGAAUACGCACCGACAGGACACAACCUCCUGGCGGCGAUGGACUGGCUGGUCAGUGAAGAACAUACAACAUGCUUCUUCCACUAUUCUGGUCAUGGUGGACAGAUUGACGACCCGAACGGCAAACGUCCAUCGGGCCUGCUCGAUACCAUUGUACCUGUGGACUUCGAAGAUAAUGGCCAGAUUGACUCGGAUAUGCUCCAUAAACAUCUCGUGACCAAGUUACCGCCAAGCAGCACUCUGUUUCUCAUCCUUGACUGUUGCCACUCUGGGUCAACUUUGGAGUUGCCGUUCGUCUACCGAAGCGAUGACGAUGGCAAUAUCCAUGCACUAGACGGUUACCAAGCCGGAGUUGCGCUCCUGAAAGAAGCAAAACGAUUGAUCACUGGCAGUUUCAACCUUGACAGAGAAGCUCAAGCUCGAGACCUUUAUGCUGGAGCAACCUCGUUCUUGCGCAGUCUGCGACACAAUCAACAUAUGACCGGCCUCGCUGCUUCAGACGACUUCUCUCAAGACUAG
This is a messenger RNA of Aureobasidium vineae, 681 nucleotides long. The record is from the annotation of a GenBank genome assembly. Lineage: Eukaryota; Fungi; Ascomycota; Dothideomycetes; Dothideales; Saccotheciaceae.